GUCCCGGCCCUGCUGGACCCGGCUCAUAGAUGAAAGCCGCUCCGGAGAGGCUCGUUCUCCGUCCGACAGGCAGCCCGUCAGUCUGCGGCGCACGGCGCAACACCGGCGACCAUGUCGGACGUCUCCACUGACCUCAGCAACGACACGCUGCCGGCGGCUGCGGUCACGAACUACAACUUCCCAGCGCUCAUAUUCGGGAUCUUGCUGAUUGUGAUCGUCACCGGGGGGAACGUGCUCGUGUGCCUCAGCGUGUACCUGGAGAAGGCUUUAAAAACGACUACGAACUACUUCAUAGUCAGCCUGGCGUUUGCAGACCUGCUGCUGGCAGUGCUGGUUCUGCCGCUCUUCGUUUACGCAGAGUUUCAGGGUGGAGUUUGGUCCUUGAACAUGCUGAUGUGCGACAGCCUGAUGACCAUGGACGUGAUGCUGUGCACUGCGUCCAUAUUCAACCUCUGCGCCAUCAGCGUGGACAGGUUCAUUGCAGUGUCCAUUCCCCUGAACUACAACCGGAAACACGUGGACCAUCGUCAGCUCGUCCUGCUGUCGGCCACCUGGCUGCUGGCCCUGGCUGUGGCCUCGCCGGUCAUCUUUGGUAUCAACAACGUGCCCAACCGCGACCCCAGCGAGUGCAAACUGGAGGACAACAACUACGUGGUUUAUUCGUCCGUGUGCUCCUUUUUCAUCCCCUGCCCCAUCAUGGUCCUGCUCUACUUUGGAGUUUUCCGCGGCCUGCAGCGCUGGGAGGAAGCUCGUAAGGUCAAACUGCGCAGCAGCAUCGAGGCCUGCAGGAAGCUGCAGCACGCAGCCGUCGCCACCGCCCUGCACCCGCUGGCGGGCACCAUCCCCGGGCCUCUGCCCAUGCCUCUGCCCAGAAUCAUCGAGAGGGACUUGGCCCAGUCCCGGAUGGACGACACCGACGAUUACAUGCAGCAGGAGAUUCCCUACCCUCGGCAGUACAGGGAAAACUCGGUGCCCACAGUGACGCUCAGCCAGCAGCUGCAGAGGAAGAAGAGGGCCAAGAUCAACAACAGGGAGAGGAAAGCUAUGAGGGUGCUACCUGUCGUCGUAGGUUGCUUCCUGUUCUGCUGGACUCCGUUCUUCGUGGUCCACACGACGCGAGCCCUGUGUCUGACGUGCAACAUCCCCCCGAGCCUGAUGAGCACCGUCACCUGGCUGGGCUACGUCAACAGCGCUCUCAACCCCAUCAUAUACACCAUCUUCAACGCAGAGUUCAAGAAGUUCUUCAAGAAAUGUUUCCGCAGCUGCUGCUGACACCGGAUUUCCCUGCCCGGACGCUAAAAGGAAGGAGCCGGACGGCUAACAGCGUACGAUGACUGAUCGGGAAGUCUGAGGCUUCCAGUUCAUCUCCGAGCUGCCAGCUGGAUGUGGAUGGUUGACAGGAAAAGCACACAUUCAAACAGUGCAAACACAUAACUGAUGUUAUGCUGCAUUUCUGGUCCAUACUGUCGUUUGGUGAUGUACGUUCUUGAUCCUCUGGGAUUACUGCCCAAAGAAAAUGUUGGGGCAGAAACACACAAACUGCCUGACUGAGAGGAGCUUUUCACCCCUUUCACUUUGU
Messenger RNA from Scatophagus argus, 1579 nucleotides. It is a transcript of the gene drd4b, whose product is annotated as dopamine receptor D4b. Gene Ontology annotation, cellular component: plasma membrane. The record is from RefSeq and is a predicted model, not a curated record. Gene Ontology annotation, biological process: adenylate cyclase-activating adrenergic receptor signaling pathway; adenylate cyclase-inhibiting dopamine receptor signaling pathway. NCBI's taxonomy places the organism in Eukaryota, Metazoa, Chordata, Actinopteri, Scatophagidae. Gene Ontology annotation, molecular function: G protein-coupled receptor activity; dopamine neurotransmitter receptor activity, coupled via Gi/Go. The transcript has 4 exons. The coding region runs from base 112 to 1272 and encodes 386 amino acids.